Messenger RNA from Perca flavescens (yellow perch), 2091 nucleotides. Its product is annotated as E3 ubiquitin-protein ligase MARCH7-like. The transcript has 9 exons. The coding region runs from base 387 to 2003 and encodes 538 amino acids. NCBI's taxonomy places the organism in Eukaryota, Metazoa, Chordata, Actinopteri, Perciformes, Percidae. The record is from RefSeq and is a predicted model, not a curated record. Gene Ontology annotation, molecular function: zinc ion binding.
ACGACAACACACUAGAACAAUAUAUUGGACAGAAAAAAAGUGUAAACUAGCUUUAUGCAUCCUACACAAAGAGUAUAGAGGUACUUGUCCUACAUCUACAUCUUUAUGGGGGCGCGUCAUAGUUAAAGCAUAAAGACGUGCACGGGACGCUAAUCUCCAUGGUAACGCGUCAUUUGGACAACAACAACAAAAACAGUGGGGGAUGUUUAAGAGGUCAACUUCACUUCGUCCUGUUCCUCUAACUAACUGCCUCCAUCUUUCCCAUCGAUCCAUCUAGCUAAGUGAGUCAAACACUGUACCUCAAAACUGGGAGCAACAGGGCGCUGAAAACCUCAUUAGGCGCUGAAUACAGAUCAAAGGUGUUACGGGGGGGGGUAGAUACAGAAAUGAAACGACGGAGUCCAGGCAUGCAGGCUUUUUCGACACUGUUGCAGCGUAUGUCUACGAGGAAGGCCUCAAAGCAGCCGUCCUCCUGCAGCGCAGGGAAAAGUGCUUCGUCUGAACCAGAGAGCCAAUUGAAUAAAGAUUCGGAGUCCUGCCUUCAGGCUAUCUCCAGUGGAACCCGGAGCAUGUCUGCAGAGCUGGCAAUGACUUCAAAGAUUCCCCACAGAGAAAAAGAGCCCCUGGCAUCCAGAUUACUCCCCGCAAAGGAUCACAACGAUCACAGGUCUGAGCGUGUGAAACACAAAGGAUCAAAAGGAUCCACCCGUGGGCAAGCGAGCAAGCAAACACAAAGCCGAGACAUCCUGAAGAGCAACAGCAAGAUGAAACACCUUUUCAACAAAACAAACGUUGAGGAUGUCAUACCCCCCGAAGCUGAGACUAUGUUUGCCUUCCUGGCAAGUACUGACACUGUCCCGCAUGUUCCCACACGUGAUACAGGCUCACUGUACAGUGCAUCUAAAGAAGAGGAGGAGGCAGAUAAUGACCCAUCAAGCUCACUGUACAGUGAAUCUGAAGAAGAGGAGGAGGCAGAUAAUGACCCAUCAGGCUCCUGUCAGGGCACAUUUAGAGAGGCCACCUCUCCAUGGCAAGUUUCUCGGUCAAGCUCAGCCUUGCGUUGCUUCUCUCACAGUUCACACUUAAGUACAUCAACAGUUUCACCUGUUGGUCGUCAUGGAUACUGUCUUGGUCCUUUCCUGGAGCGAACAAGGCGACCUCAUGCGGCAUCACUGUUGUCUACCACUGACAAACUCAAUAGGGGUUUUGUAGGCUGUGUGAGUAGCACUCAGCGGACACACCAACAUCUCCAUAAGUUUCAAAGCAGCUGGCCAAGCAUAGCCUCUUCACACAGGACUGUCGGCUUCUGUUCUGCUACGUUUGCUGAGAAGCAAAGCUACCGUACCACUGACUACAAAUCAAAGUCGUCUAAUGAGUCCUGGCGUCUAAGUGCCUCUGGACAGGUAGAUAAUCUGAAUGUGGAUGAUAUGACGACGUGUAGUGAUAUCAAAGAGCGAGUACCCAGUCAAGAAUGUCAAGGAGCCCGGGAAGGAGCUACUGCUGCCCAAAACUCUCAGUCUCUAAAGGAUCGCAGCAAAGAGAUUGUUUGCAGACCCAAACAAAGGUUAUUAGAUGAGUCAUCUGAUGAGGAAGAAGGGGAGCAAUGUCGAAUCUGCCACAGUGGCGAGAGUUCACCAACCAACCCACUGCUAUCACCGUGCCUGUGUUCAGGCAGUAUGCAGUUUGUUCACCUCGACUGCCUGAAGAAAUGGAUUAGGGCAAGAAUCGAGUCAGGGUCAGGGCCCUAUACUGUCAAAAGAUGUGAACUUUGUAUGGGGAGGCUGACUCUGGACCCGGAUACACUUCACUUGGACGUUUACUACAGAGAACAACAGCAACAGAUGUUGGGCAACCCUGACCUGUAUGAUCUCGAUGAUGUGUUUGGAAUGCUAAGGCGGCCAAGACUUGUGCACGUUCCGAUAUGGUCAAUGCUUUCCAACCUAAGGAGAAGACUCCUCAGAGGGAGGAGGAACCCCUCAGCACAAGAGACAUCGGACACAUGAUCCUCCACCCAACUCCUCUUUUUUUUCCACAUCUUUGCUGAUGUGGAACUAAACACACACGUUUUACAAUAAACCACCAUGCAUCUAA